GGUGACAAUAGGACAUGAGCAGAUGUCCAUCUUUGGUCAGUGGUAAAUAAAAGUGUUGAGGAAUGAAAUGAGGGAGUAUGUCUGUGUAUGUCUGUGUGUGCAGAUCUCUGAGGAGUAUGUAGAGGAACAUGUGGUGCUGUAGUGUCUUUUCUUCAGUGCAAAAUUCAACGAAAUGGCGUUCAGGAAUUCCUACAAUGUUUGUAUUUUCCCUUUCUGGAUUCAGCAGUAGGCUCUCUCACACACACACACACACACACACACACAGACACAAACGCAGGGAGGGACUUGGAGCGGAAAGAGCAGGGAGUCGACACCGUUAUAGCCCAACAUCUUCAGCAGAAAUAUUCCCCAAGCAGACGCUUUUUCUUCCUAAAGGAACUCAACGAUCUGCAGCUUGGAUUUUAGUUUGUGAUUCAAUUAAAAUGGCUUCGUCUCCUCAGAAAUCUCCUUCCUCUCCGAAAUCUCCGAGUCCCAGAUCACCGCCUUCCAGGAAAAAGGACGACUCCUUCCUCGGAAAACUCGGAGGAACUUUGGCCAGGAGAAAAAAGGCGAAAGAAGUUUCUGAGCUCCAAGAAGAGGGCAUGAAUGCAAUCAACCUGCCCCUGAGUCCCACUCCGUUUGAGCUGGAUCCCGAGGACACCAUGCUGGAAGAGAAUGAAGUCCGCACAAUGGUGGAUCCCAACUCCAGACAUGACCCUAAACUUCAGGAGCUCACGAAGUUUCAGGUGCCAGCACAAUCUGACAGUCAUAAGAGCAGCUUCGAACUUAGGUUUCCUAAAACAGGAAGGUUUUUGGACAUGGCUUUACACUUAUUUGUGCUCAUCGACUGGAUCAACGAUGUUUUAGUAGGAGAGCGAAUCAUUGUCAAAGAUCUAGCCGAGGACCUUUAUGAUGGACAGGUUCUUCAGAAGCUCUUUGAGAAGCUGGAAGGAGAGAAGCUUAAUGUCGCUGAAGUUACACAGUCUGAGAUUGCCCAGAAGCAGAAGCUUCAGACCGUCCUGGAAAAGAUCAAUGACACACUCAAAGUGUCCUCCAGGAACAUCAAAUGGAACAUUGACUCAAUACAUGCCAAGAGCAUAGUCGCCAUACUUCACUUGUUGGUGGCUCUGUCUCAGCACUUUCGCGCUCCAAUCCGACUCCCAGACCACGUGUCCAUACAAGUAGUUGUGGUUCAGAAACGUGAGGGCAUCCUUCAGUCUCAGCAGGUCCUAGAGGAAAUUACUGGCAACACCGAGGCACUUUCUGGAAGGCAUGAGCGUGACGCCUUCGACACCUUGUUCGAUCAUGCACCAGACAAGCUGAAUGUGGUUAAAAAGACUCUGUUAACAUUUGUGAACAAGCACUUAAACAAGUUGAACCUGGAGGUGUCUGAGCUGGACACACAGUUUGCUGAUGGUGUGUACUUGGUGUUGCUGAUGGGGCUCCUGGAAGGAUAUUUUGUCCCUCUCUACAACUUCUUCCUUACCCCAGACAAUUUUGACCAUAAGGUGCACAACGUUUCAUUUUCCUUCGAGCUGAUGCAAGAUGGCGGUUUGGAGAAGCCGAAACCAAGGCCUGAGGACAUUGUCAACUGUGACUUGAAGUCCACACUACGUGUCCUCUACAACCUUUUUACCAAGUACAGGAAUGUGGAAUGAAUUUCUUGACUGUGGCAGUCGCUUUGGAAACGACAUCCUUAUCAGUAUUAGAUGAGUUUUUGUGGAUUAAUAUUUUACAGCAUUCAGUAUUAUUUCUAUAUUCAGUAUUUUUUCACUGCUGCUCUGCAUUUGUGCAACAUGCUAGUAAAUCUUAUUAUUAUCAUUAUAGUUUACACAGUAAUAAAGGUUGCGUGAUGAAGCUAA
Silurus meridionalis is the source of this 1841-nucleotide messenger RNA. RefSeq names its product parvin, alpha b (gene parvab). Gene Ontology annotation, cellular component: actin cytoskeleton; focal adhesion; cytoplasm. The transcript has 14 exons. Bases 129 to 1637 code for a protein of 502 amino acids. Gene Ontology annotation, molecular function: actin binding. NCBI's taxonomy places the organism in Eukaryota, Metazoa, Chordata, Actinopteri, Siluriformes, Siluridae. The record is from RefSeq and is a predicted model, not a curated record. Gene Ontology annotation, biological process: cilium assembly; actin cytoskeleton organization; establishment or maintenance of cell polarity.